CCCCCCUUGUGUUUCCUAUCUUCCUCUGUACAACGACUUGGUUAGCCGAACGGGAUCGUUUCUACACCUGGCUGUCUUUCCCCAAGCAAAGGUCGAGGGGUUACCCGACACAUCUUGGUAGCUUUUCUUCUCUCUCAGCUCAUCCCUCUGUCUGGUUCCUCAUGAGUGACGGGGAGUGUGACUUCUUCUGCUUCUUCCGCUGCUGCUAAGCACUGCAAAGGCCCCUGGGAGACGCGGUCCGGUGUGGGGCGCACAGUGGCAGCGCUAGAGGCCGCUUAUCAGUGGAGAGCAGCGGUGAGUGUGCAAGACGCUAGGCCCUGAAGGCUAUGUCUGUGGACAUGAGUAGCCAAGCUUCCGACAGUAACGAGGACGAUUUUGGAGAAGAGGAGGACGAAGGGGCAGAGGAAGAUGAUCAGGGAGACAUUCCCGACUAUUACAUAGGAGUGGAGAGCGACGUGGAACAACAGGAAGCCGACGCCUUUGACCCGGAAGAAUACCAGUUCACAUGUCUGACCUAUAGAGAAAGCCAGAGAGUGCUGACGGAGGAGGUCAACCAUGUAGCCAGCACCCUGAAGGUAUUACCAGCUGUAGCCAAACUGAUCCUUGUACAUUUUCACUGGCAAGUGUCACAAAUACUGGACAGGUAUAAGUCCAACUCUUCUCAGUUGCUUUGCGAGUCCCAGGUUCAGCCUCUAAGUACCUGCCGAUCACUCACUGGCGGGGCGCCGUUGCAGUGUGGUGUAUGUCUGCAGUUUGUCCGGAGGGACGCAUUGCUGUCCCUACCAUGUCAGCACUCCUUCUGCAAGUCCUGCUGGGAGCAGCACUGUACUGUGCUUGUCAAAGAUGGUAUAGGAGUGGGAAUCUCCUGUAUGGCGCAGGAUUGUUCUCUCCAGACACCAGAGGACUUUGUUCUGCCCCUGCUGCCCAGUGAAGACCUGAAGGACAAAUACAGACGCUACCUCUUCAGGGACUACGUGGAGAGUCAUUUUCAGAUGCAGUUGUGUCCUGGUGCAGAUUGUCCCAUAGUCAUAAAGGUGCAGGAGCCAAGGGCACGCAGAGUUCAGUGCAGCCGUUGUGGUGAAGUAUUCUGUUUUAAAUGCAGACAGAUGUAUCACGCCCCCACAGACUGCGCUACCAUCCGCAAAUGGCUCACUAAAUGUGCGGAUGAUUCAGAGACGGCCAACUACAUCAGUGCACACACUAAAGACUGUCCCAAGUGCAAUAUCUGCAUUGAGAAGAACGGAGGCUGUAAUCACAUGCAAUGCUCCAAGUGUAAACACGAUUUCUGCUGGAUGUGUUUGGGAGAUUGGAAGACUCACGGUAGCGAGUACUAUGAGUGCAGUCGCUACAAAGAGAAUCCAGAUAUCGUCAACCAGAGCCAACAGGCUCAGGCUAGAGAGGCCCUGAAAAAAUACCUCUUCUACUUUGAGAGGUGGGAGAACCACAACAAGAGUUUGCAGCUGGAGGCUCAGACAUACCAGCGCAUCCAGGAGAAGAUCCAGGAGAGGGUCAUGAAUAACCUGGGCACCUGGAUUGACUGGCAGUACAUGCAGAAUGCUGCCAAGCUACUGGCCAAGUGUCGCUACACACUGCAGUACACAUACCCCUAUGCCUACUACAUGGAGUCUGGACCCCGCAAAAAACUGUUUGAGUAUCAGCAGGCUCAGCUAGAAGCUGAGAUCGAGAACUUGUCGUGGAAGGUGGAGAGGGCAGACAGCUACGAGAGAGGAGAGGGAGAGCUCAACGCCACCGAUCGAGGGGAUUUGGAGAACCAGAUGCACAUUGCUGAGCAACGGAGGCGCACAUUGCUAAAGGACUUCCACGACACCUGAACGUCUGAGCUAACAGAAGCAGUUUAUCUUCUCCUUGUCUUCUCUCAUCCCUCCAUACCUCUGCCCCCUCUCUCCAUUGCCUCGCUCCAAAGAUCCUUAGUCCUCUCCCUUUUUUUGAUUUCUGCUUAGUGAAAUUUUUCAUACAUAAUUCUUAAAUCGCUCGCUCUCUCUCUCUCUCUCUCUCUCUCUGCCAAACAUACUGCCACCUGCUAUUAUGUGUUCUCUUGUUUUUUGCCCAUCUCUUCCCAUUGCUCACUUUCAGUCACCUUCUCUCCCACCUGCAGGGGUUCAGAAUAUCGCGAUUGUACCAUAGCACAUUCUCGCACCCAUGUUUCAGCUCACCAUGUGCAUUUGCGCGCACGCACACACCCACACAGUUAAAACACUCCUCUGAAACAGUCGUGCGCUCUUCCUCCUGAUCCUCUCUCUUUCUACCCCUGUAAUCACGCUGUUUUUCUUUCAAUCUGUCUUUCUUCCUACCAUUGAUUUUUUUUUU
Messenger RNA from Electrophorus electricus (electric eel), 2328 nucleotides. It is a transcript of the gene arih2, whose product is annotated as ariadne homolog 2 (Drosophila). Gene Ontology annotation, biological process: protein ubiquitination. The record is from RefSeq and is a predicted model, not a curated record. Gene Ontology annotation, molecular function: zinc ion binding; ubiquitin-protein transferase activity. NCBI's taxonomy places the organism in Eukaryota, Metazoa, Chordata, Actinopteri, Gymnotiformes, Gymnotidae.